Messenger RNA from Linum trigynum, 3148 nucleotides. Lineage: Eukaryota; Viridiplantae; Streptophyta; Magnoliopsida; Malpighiales; Linaceae. The record is from the annotation of a GenBank genome assembly.
ACCUAAAUUUUACGGGAAUUAAAAAUAUGAUAAAUUAUAAUUCGAGAAUGAAAUGAAACUCAAUAAUAAUCAUCCUCUAAAAUGAACAAUUCAUAACCCAUGAAUCAACUACUUAUUGUAUUGCCAAUUUGCCAUCUCAUCUUUCCAUCAUCAUUCAUCAAACGUCCUUUUCUUUUCCUCCCAAUGAAUCAAUUAUUUUGCUUUUUACCCCCUUAUUUAAGAAAAAACAAACCCCCAAUUAAAGCUUUCCCCAGUCCUCUAACCACCCACAUUGUCUAAAACAAAACGAAAGACCAACCCUCCCCUCCCUUCCCCAAAGCUUUUCUCCUUCUCCUCCCUUUCGUCUCUCUCGUUGGGCCCUUCCAUUCCUAUCUACCAUUUACUGCUUAUUGCUCGCUGUUCCUUCUCUUUUUUCUUUCGGUUCUUAUUUAUCUGCAUGCUUCAAAUAAGCACACAAUAGACACACACACUGCUCCCUCUCUCUCUCUCUGCGGGAGAGACACCCACUACUCUCUGCGACUGCAACUAACUUUGUCGCUUUGGCCCCCAAAAUUUUAUUUUUGCCUUCUAAGUAUUUGCAUGUCACGACUGCCCACCUCCAGCUCUUCCUCCUUCCUUCUUUCAUUGACUCGACCUGGUGGUAUCUCUUUCUCUCUGUCUCGUUAAACUGACCUUUCACGGUAAGUUCCCUUUCCGCUUCUUCUCUUUUGUUCCCUUCUUAUAUUCCGCCUUCUUCUGCUCUCUGUCUCGUGCUUUAUCUUUGAAAUGGGUAUUGUGCUUUGCCUAUUUGUAAUCAUAUUUGCUUGCUCCUUUUAUCUGUUUUGAUGGGGUGUGGUGGCAGUGAGUUGGGUUGUGCAAACUCGGCCGAGUUUUAACAAGUGUUUUCUCAAUUGGGUUUGGGAGCCGUUCGUUGGGGGCGAAUAUGGGACCCAUACGAGGGAACAGAAAGAGGAAAAGAGCCGAUAAGAAGGCAGAGGAGAAUGGUUAUGGCUCAGCUGCUUCUGAACGCUCUUUGGAUUGGUGGGAUGACUUCUCCAGAAGGCUUCAUGAAGGUGGUCAUCAAUCUCCUUCGAAAAGUCUGGACAAGUUCGAACUCAUUUUCAGGAUUUCCAGGAAAACUUUCACCUACAUAUGUUCGCUCGUGAGGGAAGACUUGACUUCCAAGUCAAGGGAAUUCACAUUUCUAAACGGAAGACUACUGUCUUUACAUGAUCAAGUAGCAGUAGCUUUGAGGAGGCUUGGCACUGGCGAUUCACUAGCAGCGGUUGCCGAUUCAUUCGGGUUGAACCACUCGACCGUCUCCCAAGUUACUUGGCGGUUUGUAGAGGCUCUUGAACAACGAGCGCUUCACCAUCUCAGAUGGCCAUCGACUGAGCUGGAAAUGGCUGAAAUAAAAUCGAAGUUCCAGAAAUUGCAAGGCCUUCCCAAUUGCUGUGGCGUGGUUGAUACAACCCACAUUACUAUGCUCCUGUCCACAUCAGAUCCCACCAGCAAUGUAUGGCUCGAUCGUGAGAAGAACUACAGCAUGGUGUUGCAGGCGAUUGUGGAUCCCGAGAUGAGGUUUUUGGCCAUAGUUACUGGAUGGCCAGGGAAUAUGGAGGAUUGGGUAGUGUUUCAGAACUCAACCUUCCACAAGCUGUGUGAAAAUGGGGAGAGGCUAAAUGGGAAGAAGGUGCAGCAGCUUUCUAAAGAAGGCUCAUCAGAGAUAAGGGAGUACAUAAUAGGGGAUUCAGGGUUCCCUCUGCUGCCAUAUCUCAUGGUUCCCUACGAGAAAGAGCUCUCCGAGUCGAGAGCUGAGUUCAAUAAACGACAUUUGGGUACCCGGCUAGUGGCUCAAAGAGCACUAGCGAGGCUGAAGGAGACGUGGAAGAUCAUCAGAGGGCAAAUGUGGAGACCAGAUAAGCAUAGGAUGCCGAGGUUCGUUCUGGUGUGCUGCUUGCUUCACAACAUUGCUAUUGACAUGCAAGAUGAGGUUCAGGCUGCAAUUCCCUUGUCGGAGGAGCAUGACUCCGGCUAUACGCAGCAGAUUUGUGGGUCAGUUGAAGUGAAAGGUGCAGAAAUGAGAGACGAACUGUCUCUUUACCUGUCCCAGAGACGGCUACCGUGAUGAUCUGGUCGACUAUGGAUAAAAGAAAACAAUGAAUUGUACAUAACCUUGGCCGAAGUGCGUUCCUUGAGCAAUCCAGAUGGAGUCAGGAUUAGUUGGUAGGACAUUCGUAUAGAGAUGCAAGCUCAUAGGUUGCUUCUAGUUCAAGUAAUUUGACCUGAAAUUUUCUCAGAAUUAAUUUGUUAAGGCGUACAAACCAUAUUCUGUCUCAGCAUUUACUCAACACCAAAACUGGCCGCUAAAACCGUGCGACUGUACACAAUUUAUCUGUUCCCCCAAACAGCUAAUUUUGGCGUUUACACUGUUAAAUAUUUUCAGGAACUUUUGCCCGGUUUGUUCAUCGUUUUUGUAGUACCUGACAGGGCAUUUUUUUUUUUCCUUCUCUAAAUAGUGUUAUGCAUCAAGGUUGGAAUGAUACUCAUUUGGUUUUGAAACUGAGGCUGGAUUGGGAGUGCCUUUAUGUUCUUUUGAGGAUGUAUCGGUUUGCUCUGACUUGGUUCAAAUGAAUUGUAGCUACGAUCCCGUUCGCUACUCCAUUCUCUUUAAUGGUGAAAUUGAGCAUUUCUUCUCGCCCGCGAGGGGAACUCGCCAAAGGGUUCUGAUUCCCCUUUCCUCUUCAUUGUUUUCUCCCAACACUUUUGACAUUAGUCGUCGAGAAGGCGAUUUCGGAAGGGCAUUAAGUUUAAGCAAACACGCCUACUACUUACUCAUUGCUUCUUGGUGACCGCAUAUUCAUUUUCGAAACAGCCAGCCCUCUGGAAGUAAAGAGGAUUCUGGGUGUGCUUUAAUGACCAUGGAGUACUCACAGGUUAACAAGUCAAUGUGGUAACAAAUUCUAUGGAUGGGUUAAUUGUCAAUAUGGUAUUUGUAGAGUCAAAUAACUCAUUUCUUGUUCAUGUGAUAUUUCAGUAUUAUUUCAGUCAGGGGCGGAUACAUGGGCCUCUAGGGGUGUCCCGGGACACCCCUAAAAUUUGGGAAAAGAUUAUCUAACCUUUGGUAGUAGUUUCGUAUGGGCAUACAAAAUAUAAUUGGUAAUCAGGG